AUGACAAGUCCAAAUUUUGAGGUUAUGAUACUUAUGUUUCCUGGCUAUUUCCCAAGCUUAAUCGGUCUACUUUUAUCUACAAUAUCGGUUAAAUACUAACAGAACGGUGAAUUAAAUAUGUCACUGUUAAAAACAAUGGUGUCUCGUUACAUCUGGAGUCCACGGCUGGCUACCAUUCCAAGAUUCUCUUCCAACGUUGCGAAUACCUCCAACGAUGCUCCAGUUGAAAUAGAAAACCCCUACAAGAAGGAAGAACGCCAAUGCAUAUUAUGUAAACUAAACAUCACUCCGGACUACAAAAACUAUCGUUUAUUGUCACAGUUCCAGAGUCCAUAUACUGGCAGGAUAUACGGACGCCAUAUAACCGGUCUCUGCAAAUCGAAACAAGCUUUAGUUGAAGCGGAAAUAAAGAAAGCACAGAACUGCGCUUUCAUGCCAUACUUUUACAAAGAUAAGGUGUUCCUGAAGGAUCCAAAGUUGUUUGACCCUGAAAACCCUAUCCGUUCUCACAGAUUUUAACUAGAUGUAGAUUUAAUGUAGUGUAUUGUUAAUAAAUUGUUUAUAAUUCAUCAA
Messenger RNA from Leguminivora glycinivorella, 573 nucleotides. It is a transcript of the gene mRpS18C, whose product is annotated as 28S ribosomal protein S18c, mitochondrial. Gene Ontology annotation, biological process: mitochondrial translation. Gene Ontology annotation, molecular function: small ribosomal subunit rRNA binding; structural constituent of ribosome. The record is from RefSeq and is a predicted model, not a curated record. NCBI's taxonomy places the organism in Eukaryota, Metazoa, Arthropoda, Insecta, Lepidoptera, Tortricidae. The transcript is spliced from 2 exons. Bases 118 to 519 code for a protein of 133 amino acids. Gene Ontology annotation, cellular component: ribosome; mitochondrial small ribosomal subunit.